This is a messenger RNA of Passer montanus (Eurasian tree sparrow), 6115 nucleotides long. It is a transcript of the gene PPL, whose product is annotated as periplakin. Bases 102 to 5249 code for a protein of 1715 amino acids. Gene Ontology annotation, biological process: wound healing; intermediate filament cytoskeleton organization. NCBI's taxonomy places the organism in Eukaryota, Metazoa, Chordata, Aves, Passeriformes, Passeridae. The record is from RefSeq and is a predicted model, not a curated record. Gene Ontology annotation, molecular function: structural molecule activity; cadherin binding. The transcript has 21 exons. Gene Ontology annotation, cellular component: cytoskeleton; intermediate filament; membrane.
GUCCCGCCUCCCGGCGGGGCCCGGCCCGGUGGCGGCGCAGAGGCUGCGGGCGGCGGCGGGCACGGGCAGGAGGAGCGCGGCGGGCGCCGUGCGGGGACGCGAUGCACUCGCUCUUCAGGAAACGCAACAAAGGGAAAUACAGCCCCUCCGUGCAGAAGAAAAGCAUCUCCAGCAAAGAGCUGACCGAGCUCAUCGAGCGCCUGCAGAAAAAUGCUGACCAGGUGGAGAAAAACAUCGUGGAGACCGACUCCCGAAUGCAAAAUGACCUGCACAAGAUCAAGGCGUGCCAGCUGGCGCAGUACAAGGAGCUGACAGCACAGAAACUCUCCGAGUCAGACAAGCUGCUCUACGUGCUGGACGGGGACGCGGCCGUGGCCCGGCACAUGAAGCACCCCCAGGGGGACAUGAUCACAGAAGACAUCCGGCAGCUGAAGGAGCGCGUGGCAAACCUGCGUGUGAAACACGAGCAGAUCUACAACUUCCCCCUGCAGCACAUCGAGCCCCAGGUCAACUGGUCAACAGUGAUCGAGGAGAAACAGGAUGCACUGAGCAGCAAAGGCUUUGGGACUGACCUGCCGCUGGUCAACAGCCAAGUAGAAGAGCACAACAUCUUCCACAACGAGGUCAUGGCCAUCGGGCCACACAUCGUCAAGGAAGGAAGCAAGGAAAACAUGAGCGACUUCCAAACCAAAUACCAGAAGCUGCUGGCCGGCUCCCAGCAGCGGCAGCAGGACCUGAACUCGCUGCAGGAUUACAUGCAGCGCUGCACCAACAAGCUCUACUGGCUGGAUCAGCAGGCCAAGGACAGGACCCAUUACGACUGGAGCGACCAAAACUUGGACUACCCCAGCCGGCGCCGCCAGUACGAGAACUUCAUCCAUCGGAAGCUGGAGGAGAAGGAGGAGGCCAUCAACAAGCUGCACGCUGAUGGGGAUCAGCUGCUGGCCCAGAACCACCCUGGGAAGAAUGCCAUCGAGGCUCACAUUGAGGCCGUGCACGCUGACUGGAAGGAGUACCUGAACCUGCUGAUCUGCGAGGAGAGCCACCUGAAGUUCAUGGAGGACUUCCACAAGUUUCAGAAGGACAGCAAGGAUGCUCAGGAGCUUUUGAAGAAGGUGGAUACAGACCUGGACCAAAAAUUCAGCCCGGAGUUCAAGGACAGAUACCAGCUGGAGUCCCUCCUCCGGGAGCUGGAUGACCAGGAGAAGGCCCUGGAGAAGUACGAGGCCGUGGUGCAGUCGCUGCAGGAGCGCAGCCGGCAGGUGCUGCCGCUGCGCUACCGCCGGCAGCCGCCGCCGCAGCCCAUCGCCGUGGAGGCGCUCUGCGAGUUCGAGGGCGAGCAGGGCCAGAUCAGCCGCGGAGCCCACUACACCCUGCACAGGAACAGCGGCGACCUCUGGGAAGUGGCCGACAGCGCAGGAGACACCAUCAGCGCCCCCGGGGUCUGCUUCAUGAUCCCCCCGCCCGACCCCGAAGCGAUCGCCCUGGCAGAGCAAAUUGCCAAGCACUAUGUGGCCGUGAAGGAGAAGACCAACAACUGCAAGAAUGUUCUCCAGCAGCGCUAUGAGGGGCUGAAGGCAGACAGCAUUGGAGAUGCUGCAUCAGUUCGGGGUCGCCAGCUCCUGGCAGGGCUGGAGAAAGUCAACAGUGACCUGGACAAGCAGGAGAAAGCGAUAACAGCAAACCUGCGGCCGCCGCUGGAGCAGAGCCGGGCGGUGCAGGACAGCACCGAGCGCUCCAAGGACCUCAAGGUGGGGCUGGGGGCUGAGGGACGGGGCUCCCAAAGAGUUGAGGUGGCCACAAACCUGGAGAGGAGCCUCCAGCAAGGCCGAGACCUGCUGUCAACCUAUGAGAACAAGCUGGUCAUAGAUGACACGGUACCAGAGGACUUGAGGGUGGUGGACAGGAAGAAGGAAGAGCUGCUGGCCAUGGGCAGCGAGCUCCAGUCCAAGAAGUUCCUGCUCAGUGAAGCCGAGCAGAACCUGCAGAGGACCAAGACGUGCUCCAACACCCUGGCCAGCAAGUUCCAGGAGCACUGCCCUGACAUCGAGCGCCAGGAGGCAGAGCUCUACAAGCUCAACCAGCGCUUCAACAACCUCAGCAAGCAGAUCGACCACAGAACGCAAACCCUGCAGAAAGCAAAAAGUGCCUACUCCAACUACCGUGCCAACUAUGACAAGGUGAACCAGUUCCUGUGCAACAUCCCCAACUAUGAGCCCCAGGAGACUGACAACAUCCAGCAAGUGGAGAUGAAGCUCAAGAGCCAAGCGGCACUGCUCAGUGACAUUGCAAGCAAGGAACAGGAGGUGCAGAAGGUCUCUGCCACAGCUCAGCAGUACCAGCAGGCAGUGAAGGACUACGAGUUGGAGGCUGAGAAGCUGCGGUCCAUCCUGGACCUGGAGAACGGCCGGAAUGGCUACACCAGCAAGAAGCCCAGGCUGCAGUCCCCAGCUGCCAAAGUGAAGGAGGAGGAAGCUGUUCUGGCAGCCAAAUACACAGAAGUGAAUGCUGUGAACAAGCAGAGGCUGCAGAACCUGGAGUUUGCCCAGAGCCUCCUGCGACAGCAGCCAGAGAUUCAGGUGACACAAGACUUUGCCCAGACCAAAAAGUCUGUAAGGCCUGUGGAAGAAGUCUGGAAGUUGAAGAAGGAGCUCGAGGACGAGACUCAGCGUCGGCAACAGCUCGAGGCAGAGAUUGAAGCCAUUCAGAACAACAUUGUCCACCUGCAAAAUCAGAAGCCCCAAGAAACUGUGGUGAAGAAAGAACUGCUGAAGAAGGUGCCUGACCCCCAGCUGGAAGAGAGUUUCCACAGACUGCAGCAAAACCUGGCAGAGGAGCAGCGCAAGAACCAGGCGCUCCAGGAUGAGCUGGAGGCUCUUAAGAUCCGGCUGCGAGUCCUGGAGCACGAGAAGAGGGAAGGAGGGCAGGAGUACAUAGUGAAAGAGGUGCUGAGGAUUGAACAAGAUAAGGCUCAAGCUGCUGAAAUCCUGAAGCUCAAAGAGGAACUGGAAGAGCUCAGGAGGCAGGAAGGGACCAGGGAGAGUGAAGUCAUCCUCUUACGCCAACAAAUUGCUGUGCUGUCCAGCGAGAAGAACAAAGAGCAGGAGAAGGUGACGGAGAAGGAGGUGCUGAAGCUGCAGAACGAUCCCCAGCUGGAGAUGGAAUUCCGGAUGUUGCAGGAGACCAAGGAGAGGGAAAGCGCCCUUCGGCAGAAGCACGAGGAAGAGCUCAGCUUCCUCCAGGAAAAGCUCAAGCGUCUGGAGAAGGAACGGGCCAUCGCCGAAGGCAAAAUCACCGUCAAGGAGGUGCUGAAGGUGGAGAAAGAUUUGGCCAUUGAGAGGGAGGUGAACGAGCUCCGGCGCCAGUACGAAGAUGAGAAGUCCAAGGGCCGUUCCAAUGAGCGGGAAAAGGCUGAGCUGCUCAGGAAAAUCCAGCUGCUGGAGGAGGAGAACUCCAAGGUGGUUGUUCAGGAGAAAGUGCGUGAGAUUGUGCGCCCAGACCCCAAGGCUGAGAAUGAAGUUGCCAACCUUCGCUUGGAGCUGGUAGAGCAGGAGAGGAGGUACCGCGGUGGGGACGAACAGCUGAAGAGCUGCCAGAGCGAACUGGCUGCUCUCAAGAACAGAGGGCCCCUGGUAGAAGUCAAAGAAGUCAUUAAGGAGGUCAUUAAGUACAAGAAUGAUCCAGAAACCGAAAAGGAGCUACAGCGACUCCGGGAGGAGAUAAUAGAGAGGACCGGAGCUAUCGAAAGAGCUGACCUGGAGAUCUACCAGCUGAAACAAGAGAUACAAGCGUUGAAAGACACCAAACCUCAAGUGCAAAUGAAGGAAGUUGUUCAAGAAAUCCUCCAGUUUCGGGAAGACCCCAAGACUAGAGAGGAGGUAGAGUCGCUGCGAGUGCAGCUGGCAGACGAACAAAUGAAGCACAUUGACCUGGAGAGGGAACGACUUCUCCAAGAAGAAAAAGUAAGACUGAAGGAGGAAGAACUUUCCCAGGUGAAAGAAAAGGUGGUCCAACAGGAAGUAGUGAAGUAUGAGCAGGAUCCUGCCUUGAAAGCUGAGGUGAACUCCUUCUCCCAGAGCAUCGAGAGCGAACUGAAGCAGAUCGACGGGCUCCGUGAGGAGCUGCGCAAGCUGCAGAGGAGACGCUCCGAGCUGGAGCGGCAGCUCGAGGAGCUGGAGAAGGAGAGACAGGCCCGCAGGGAGGCCGAGCUGGAGGUGCAAAGGCUCAGGAUCCGGCUGAACGAGCUGGAAGAACAGGAAAGAGAAACGACAGAACGAGUGACUGUGAAACAGAAAGUGAUCCUUCAGCAAGAUCCCCAGCAGGAGAAGGAGCACUCCCUCCUCAAGCUGGAGUUAGAAGAAGAGAAGCACCGAAGACAAGUCCUGCAAACCGAGCUAGAAGCCCUGAGAAAGAAGCUCCUUUCUUUGGAGAAGAUGGAGGUCAAGGAGAAAGUGGUCUUUUCAGAGAGUGUCCAAGUGGACAAAGGAGACACGGAGUAUGAGAUUCAAAAGCUGAAGAGCAACCUGGAGGAAGAAAGUAGGCGCAAGAGGGAGCUGGAUGCAGAUCUCAACCGCCUGGAAACCAGGCUGUCCGAGGUGGAAUUCAACAACUCCAAGUCAUCAAAGGAGCUAGACUUGUUAAGGGAGGAAAACCACAAGCUCCACCUUGAGAAACAGAACCUACUGAUGGAAACAAGAAGACUGCAGUCAGAGAUUGAACUCACCGCAACAGAAGCUCAGGAUUUGAGAAACAUGACCCACGUGGACAGUGGAAUAAACCUGGACUCCAGGUUCCAAGCUUUGGAAAGAGAGUUAGAGGAUCUGAAGCAGUUAUCCAGAGAAAAAGAUGCAGAGAUUGAGCAGCUCCAGAAUCGCCUGAAGACAGUGGCUAUCAAGAGGGAGCAACGAGAGAACCACCUGAGGCGCUCCAUCGUGGUCAUUGACCCCGACACAGGAAAAGAGAUGUCUCCAGAGGAAGCUCACGUGUUUGGCCUCAUCGAAUGGAGCCUGUUUGUCAAACUGAAGAGCCAGGAAUGUGACUGGGAGGAGAUCUCAAUAAAAGGUCCCAACGGGGAGUCGUCUGUGAUCCUCGACAGGAAGUCUGGCAGGGAGUUCUCCAUCGAGGAUGCCCUGAAGAGCGGGAGGCUCACCACGGCCCAGUACGACAGUUACCUCAACAAGGAGAUGUCCAUCCAGGAGCUGGCAGUCUUGGUGUCCGGAAGCAAUUACACAGCGCUCGCUCCACUUUAGAAACUUCACUUCAAGAGCAGCCAGUCAGAGCUGCAGCACCUUGCAGACAUCCAGAUCACUGCAAAGCCUCGCCCUCCUUCGCGUCUUCCCAACUGCUACAGCCUCUGCCCCGGCCAUGCUACGCAGCCACUCCACUUGUUGUCACACUGCAGUAAACACCACCAGUAGUGGAAAGUAUCUGCCAAACUCCUGAAACCCCUCUUCCUCCCUGCCUACCAGAAAACAAGAGAAAGCCUUAGGACAGUGAAGUGCCUCAAGUCCAACAGACUCAGUAGAACCUGCAGUUUCCUCAACUCCUACUCACAUAGUCGUGUACGAAGCCGUGUCAGGAGAGAGACUGAAGGUCCAGGUGACUCUGAGGUGACCAGCACGAGCUGGUUACAUCAGCUGCAUGUUGAUAAGCCAGACAGUCCCACCGCGGACAACUGACUCAAUGACGGGCUCGUCCUCUGAGAAAGCCAGCUCUGUGGAAACCAAGGUUUCAGCCCAGAAUCACCACGUCAACACUCACCACCACCAUUUGUUCACCUCUGUGCCUGUGCUGCUGGGGAAGAAUGAAGGUGUACUUUGAUGGCACCAGCCAUUGAUCCAGAAGGAGCAUUCACACACCCCAGAGGUCAAGGAAAAGGACCUGAAGAGAUGGCAGAACCACCAGACACAAGGGGUUGUGCGCAGCAUGCGAGGGAACCCAAUGCAGAGAGCCUCCCACAGGCAGCUCCUUCACUCGUGGUUAAAAGCUGUUAGUGCUGGUGUUUUCCUGGAUGGAGUUACAUGCAGCUACAUGUUUCAUUUACUUGUGUAAGGGAAUGGGGAAUAGAGGGGAAUUCUAUUUAUAGUACAAAAUAAAAAUGCAGUGGUUCCAAUUA